Messenger RNA from Nothoprocta perdicaria, 1155 nucleotides. It is a transcript of the gene TPRA1, whose product is annotated as transmembrane protein adipocyte associated 1. The transcript has 10 exons. Gene Ontology annotation, biological process: G protein-coupled receptor signaling pathway. The record is from RefSeq and is a predicted model, not a curated record. Lineage: Eukaryota; Metazoa; Chordata; Aves; Tinamiformes; Tinamidae. Gene Ontology annotation, molecular function: G protein-coupled receptor activity. Gene Ontology annotation, cellular component: plasma membrane.
AUGUUCUAGUCCGUGAUGUCUGCGAUGAAGGUCGCCAUGUAUGACAACGUCACACACACUACUGCCCUGGUGACAGCUCUGGAUAACGUGACAACGCUGUCCCCAGCAACGACGCAGGCCAUCAAUGACACCAAUAUCACUGUGCCGCACAAGUGCCUGCUGUUGCUUUAUGAAGACAUUGGGAAAUCCAGAGUCCGCUACUGGGAUCUUUUGCUCCUGGUUCCCAAUGUGCUUUUCUUUAUGUUCCUUCUCUGGAAGCUGCCCUCUGCCAGGGCCAAAAUCCGUGCCACUUCGAGCCCGAUCUUCACCACGUUCUACAUACUGGUAUUUGUGGUGGCUUUAGUUGGCAUUGCCCGUGCCGUUGUCUCCAUGACCGUCAGCGCCUCUGAUGCUGCCACGGUUGCUGAUAAGAUCCUGUGGGAGAUCACAAGGUUCUUCCUUCUGGCCAUUGAGCUGAGCGUGGUGAUUCUAGGCCUUGCCUUUGGUCACCUGGAGAGCAAGUCAAGUGUGAAGCGUGUUCUGGCAAUCACCACGGUGCUGUCCCUGGCAUAUUCUGUCACCCAGGGGACCUUGGAAAUCCUGUACCCUGAUGCCCACCUCUCAGCAGAAGACUUCAACAUCUAUGGCCACGGAGGGAGACAUUUCUGGCUUGCCAGCUCUUGUUUCUUCUUUCUGGUCUAUUCCUUGGUGGUGAUUCUUCCAAAAACUCCUCUGAAAGACCGGAUUUCUUUGCCCUCCAGGAAGAGUUUCUAUGUUUAUGCUGGAAUCUUGGCUCUGCUGAACCUGCUGCAGGGCCUGGGCAGUGCCCUCCUCUGUGUGGAUAUCAUAGAGGGACUGUGCUGUGUUGAUGUUACCACAUUCCUUUACUUCAGCUUCUUUGCACCUCUCAUCUAUGUGGCCUUCCUGAAAGGCUUCUUUGGGUCUGAGCCGAAGAUCCUUUUCUCCUACAAAUGUCAAGUGGAUGAACCUGAAGACGUAGAUGUGCACCUACCCCACCCGUACGCAGUUGCCAAGAAAGAAGGGAUGGAUUCUGGCUUCUACUCGAGCACUCAGAUUGACACUGCAGCCUACCUGGAUGAUGUCGCCUCGAUGCCCUAUCAUGUGGGCAGCAUCAACAGCAUGGACAGCGACCGCUGGAAAGCCAUCAAUGCCUGA